AAAAUUUUUAAAUCAUACACAAUGCCACGUAUAGGGUUAUAAACUUCCUAUAAUUUUCCCCUGAUACCAACCAGUCAAUGAAAUAUACUAGUAAAUUUUACUAGGUACUUCUCGAUGCGCAAUCUAUGUAAUACAUAAGUUUAUGGCUGUGCGCGUAAUAACUUUACGACGGUUAAAUUAGGUUAUAUUAUGAUUUAGUGUUUGAUAUUAUUAACAAAAUGUCACGGAAAAAACACAAUGUGUCGUAUAUUAAACCAAACGAACCAAAAUUUUUACGUGAAUUAAAAGAACAAGUUGGAUAUAAAGAAGGACCCACAGUCGAGACAAAGAGAGAAGUAUUGCCAGUAGCUUCAGAUAAUGAAGAUGAACGUGAUGAAGAGAAACCUGUUGUGGUUGUAUUAAAUUCUGAACAUUUAACUGAAGAAGAAGCAGAGGCAUUUAAAAAAAAGAAAGAAGAAGAAGAAACUAAUGCCCCAGCUGAUCUAUCUAAACGAAUCAUAUUUAGGAAAAAUAAAUUAACAGAAACAGAAUCAGAAACCAUAGAUAAGCCAGUGAAAAAGAAGAUAAAGAAAAGAAAACAGGAAAAGACAGUGUUAUCUUUUAAUGAUAAUGAUGAAGAUUAUCUUUAACACUAUUUAUAUAUUUAGAGUGUUUUUGCACACACAUCCAUUAUUAUGCUCAUCUGUAUAAUUAUGUUUGUAAUAAGAUAAUGUUGUACAUAAUAGAAAUUAAUGUAAAGACUUUUUAUGUAUUUGAAUUCAUAUUUAAAUGAAAAUAUUAUUUUUUAUUUUUUAAACAACAAUUUUUAA
Messenger RNA from Osmia bicornis bicornis, 809 nucleotides. RefSeq lists its product as uncharacterized. Lineage: Eukaryota; Metazoa; Arthropoda; Insecta; Hymenoptera; Megachilidae. The record is from RefSeq and is a predicted model, not a curated record. The transcript is spliced from 3 exons. The coding region runs from base 219 to 629 and encodes 136 amino acids.